UACGCCCCAGGGGCUGGUCACUGCCGUACUUGACUAGAUUUCGGUAAAAAAUUUAGAAAAGCGCCAUCUGCAAUCCUCUUCCUAAAGUAUUUAAUAUCUUCAAGUGAUAAUAGAUGGCUCUUUAAUCAAAAAUUAACUUCCAUAAAAUAUCACUAAAAUUAUUGAAAUCUAAAAAUUAUUUUAUAUAUUAGUAUUACGUAGGAAAUCUAUCAAUUAUUUUUAUUAAAUCUGUACACUAUUUUAUAUACAUAAAUUAUUUUUCUAUAAUUAUUUUUUUGGUUGGCAAUAAACCGUGCCAACUGCCAAUGCUGAAGUUAGAAUUUGAAUUUUAAUGGCGAGUACAGUACAUACAAUUUGUGUGUUAAGUUUUCGUCCAUUUAAGUGUUUUCUGCUGUUGACUUGCGUUGAUUUGAGUUUUACUCAUCCGCUGUGUUUUCGGUGAAUUAGUGAGUGAGUUGAGCUGUGCUCCUCUGUUUCAUUGUUUCACAUAACUUGCGAAAAGACGCCAUUAGUGUUUAGUAUUAUUUGCGAUAAAGACGCCUUUUGUGAUAUUUGUGAAAUAGACACUGUUAUUGUGUUAUUAGCGAUUAGAGACGCUUGUUUGAGUGCAUAUAAUCAUGCCGAGGCGGUGCGAAUUGGGAUGUUCACACAACCCGGGUGUGACACAACAUCAAUUUCCACACCCAGAAAAGAAUCCUGAGUUAUUCAAAGCCUGGGUUAAUAUAGUUGGUGGAAAACUGGAGACUGCAGAUGAUAUCAAAUUUUACAGAAAGCGAGUCAUCUGUGACAUACAUUUUGCAGACAAGUUUAAGAAUCGCAACAACCGUUUAAAUAACAUAGCUGUUCCUACUCUCCAUCUUCAGGGUGCUCCAUCACAAGAUGCUCAUAUGCCUCCUGCAACUCCACAUAUACCAACUGAACUUCCUAUGCCUGAACAUAAUAUAUGGAAUCUGCCUUCUACAUCAAAGCAAAUAGUCACUGGUGCUCCAUCACAAGAUGCUCAUAUGCCUCCUGCAACUCCACAUAUACCAACUGAACUUCCUAUGCCUGAACAUAAUAUAUGGGAUCUGCCUUCUACAUCAAAGCAAAUAAUCACUGCUGCACCUCCCAAUGCGUGUGUUAUAGCAGCAGAACAUAAUUAUUGCAGUAAACAUGGUAUACAACAAAGACGGAAACUUAAAGGAGACAAAAAAAAACUGAAAUCAACUUCAUCGCUGGAGAAUGAAUUAAAGAUUUCAAGAUUCCAAAUGAAGAAUUUAAAACCGAAAUUAUUCGGUUACGUAAACAGGUAG
Helicoverpa armigera (cotton bollworm) is the source of this 1292-nucleotide messenger RNA. RefSeq lists its product as uncharacterized. The coding region runs from base 618 to 1292 and encodes 224 amino acids. The record is from RefSeq and is a predicted model, not a curated record. The transcript has 6 exons. NCBI's taxonomy places the organism in Eukaryota, Metazoa, Arthropoda, Insecta, Lepidoptera, Noctuidae.